ACUCUAUAUAAAUAUAAGAUACGUUGGAGCGCCAAACUUAAACAUUUCCUGUAAAUCUGUAAGAUCAACUCUAAACUUCUUCUUACCUUCCAUAUUUUUUCACUAAAAGUUUGUGAAAGAGUUUUUAGACAGUGAUCGGUUGUUAAACUGAAAAUGGCCGAGAGCGAGUGUAACGGGGAAAUCAAACUAGCCGGCGUCGAUUUCAUCAGCUCUCUGCCGGACGCGAUCCUCCAGCAAAUCCUCUCUUGUUUUCCGACAAAAAUCGCGAUCAGAACCUCCGUCUUGUCCAAACGAUGGAAGCACGUAUGGCGCGAAACGCCUCGUCUCUCCUUUGAUUGCCACAGAGCGGAUCAUCUUAGCUCGAUAAAGAAAACCCUAAGCAGCUACUCGGCUCUCAAACUCACGAGUUUCGAUGUCAGUAUCGGCGACGAUAUCAGUGAAACCCAGUUCGAUGAGUGGAUCGAGUUCGCCAUGUCCCGCAACGCCGAGAAUCUGUCUCUCGAAUGUAGUAGAGACGAUUACAGAGUCCCAGAUUUCUUCUACCACAAUUCCUCUGUAAAGCAGCUCAGCGUGACUUUGAGAUACUACACCGAUAUGAAUCCCAAAUGCAGCGUCUCUUGGCCAUCGCUAAGGAGCUUGUCACUGACUCGUUGCUGUCUCUCCGAUGGAUCCCUUGCCAGUAUCCUCUCUGGUUGUCCGACGCUAGAAACCCUGAUACUGAAUCUCUGCGAGGAACCCCAUCAUCUUGAUCUGAGCAACUCACCAAACCUCAAAAGAUUGGAGAUAAACAACCAGAAUCGCGAACCAGGGGAGAUUGUAGCGCCACACAUCCAUUAUUUGAGAUUGACAACACGUUAUGGACCGUAUACAUUAGUGGAUGUCUCCUCUUUAACCGAAGCUAACUUCAACAUUAGCAAUUUCUGGCAUAGAAUCCUCAAGGCUGACUUUCUUGGAGACAUAAUUAUGCUUAAGAUUUUAGCAAAGUUGCAAAACAUAGAAAGGCUUACUAUUGGGGCACGCGUUCUUCAGAUUCUAACUCUUGCCGAAAUCCGUGGACUUACUUUUCCACAACUCAAGAUCAAAGCGUUGACUGUCGAAACGACAAUUGUUCGAUCCGUUGUUCCUGGUAUAGUGAGGCUGCUACGAAGCUCACCUGGAUUAAAGAAGAUAACAGUUUGCACAAUGGAGUGCAGAGCCAUACCGGUCACGGAGUUUGACGGAUACUUAGAUGCGCAAGGUUUGAACCCCGAUCAAUGCUGGAUGGGCUUUUUUCCAGCUGUGGAUGUAAAGUCAGAGCAUGUGGCUUUGUUCAUGGAACUUGUACUUUGGAACGCAAAGACAUUAGAGACGGUGGUUUUAAGGUUGGGAGGUUACCUUAGUGAAACAGAGUAUCAAAAGCUCCUUCCGAUGCUAUCUCGCUACAUGAAUGGCAGAAAACACAGUCGAGCUAACGCGGUCUUAAACAGUUUCGCGAUUAUUCCGUGA
Messenger RNA from Thlaspi arvense, 1485 nucleotides. The record is from the annotation of a GenBank genome assembly. NCBI's taxonomy places the organism in Eukaryota, Viridiplantae, Streptophyta, Magnoliopsida, Brassicales, Brassicaceae.